Molecule: messenger RNA, 1188 nt
Organism: Sesamum indicum (sesame)
Lineage: Eukaryota; Viridiplantae; Streptophyta; Magnoliopsida; Lamiales; Pedaliaceae
Product: eukaryotic translation initiation factor 4E-2
Biological process (GO): translational initiation
Cellular component (GO): cytoplasm; eukaryotic translation initiation factor 4F complex
Molecular function (GO): RNA 7-methylguanosine cap binding; translation initiation factor activity
Source: RefSeq, a predicted model, not a curated record
CCAAUCAAUACUAACUGAAAGCCCAACUUACAAAACAAAAACGAGAUGGUUGAAGAAACUGAGAAAUCAUCGACCGCAGCCGUUAAGGAGGAGACCGAGAAAAACUCAUCAUCAAUGGCGAACCCUAAGGAAGAGGAGUCUGCUGGUGGCAAUUCAGACGUAGCGACGGCGCCAUCGAAAGAAAUCGCCCCGCCGCCGCCCGCUAGGCAUCCGUUGGAGCACGCCUGGACAUUCUGGUUCGACAAUCCUUCCGCCAAAUCCAAACAGGCGGCUUGGGGAAGCUCCAUUCGCCCUAUUUAUACCUUCUCCACCGUUGAAGACUUUUGGAGUGUUUAUAACAAUAUACACCACCCUAGCAAGCUGGCAGUGGGAGCAGACUUUCAUUGUUUCAAAAACAAAAUCGAGCCCAAAUGGGAAGACCCCGUCUGUGCCAAUGGGGGGAAGUGGACAGUUAGUUUUUCUAGGGGAAAAUCUGACACUUGUUGGCUGUAUACGUUGUUGGCAAUGAUCGGAGAACAAUUUGAUUAUGGUGAUGAAAUAUGUGGAGCUGUUGUCAAUGUCCGAGCUAGGCAGGAGAAAAUUGCUCUGUGGACGAAGAAUGCUGCGAAUGAAGCUGCUCAGUUGAGCAUUGGAAGACAAUGGAAAGAGUUUCUGGACUACAGUGACUCAAUUGGUUUCAUAUUCCAUGAUGAUGCGAAGAGGCUUGACAGAAAUGCCAAGAAUCGUUAUACUGUGUGAGCUGCUGCUUCCGAGGUUUUCUCGAUUGCGGUAUACUGGCUAGCAACACCUUGGAGGAAUUGAACAAGUGAUUACCAACUUCCCCAACCCCCAAUCACAAACAACCAAAAAAAAAAAAAAAGAAGUAAGAAAAAGGAAGAAAGAGGAAAAGGAAAAAAAAGAAUCCUACAUGGGAGAAUGAAUUUGAUUAGACAACCCAACUAACCAUGGAGGAGGCGUUCAUUCAUGAGAUUCAGCACUCGAUAGUGUUGUAGUAUUCUGAGCUACUACUAGUGCAAAUGAUGUAGUAGCAUUAUAGACUGUCGCAGAUAUUUUCUGUUUUACUCCUAAAUUUUCCUACAUUGGAUGGUUUUGAGCAUAUAUUUAGAUUAAUACUUGUUUUCAUUACUGCUCUAGAAUUUACAAUAUUUCCGAGUAUUUGAGUGCCAAUGCAAUAAAUUGUUACUUAGA